Plutella xylostella (diamondback moth) is the source of this 691-nucleotide messenger RNA. Its product is annotated as BPTF-associated chromatin complex component 1. The record is from RefSeq and is a predicted model, not a curated record. Gene Ontology annotation, cellular component: MLL1 complex; NURF complex. NCBI's taxonomy places the organism in Eukaryota, Metazoa, Arthropoda, Insecta, Lepidoptera, Plutellidae.
AAAGUGCGCAACUGCGCUGAUCGGCAUCUUUUUCUUUGCUUUGGUCCUAAAUUUUCGCUAAAAACUCUGAAAGGAGGAGUUGCUUUUUCGUAAUUUCUACUACGGAGGCGUGCAACAUCACCAAGUGUUCACAAUGAAUAACUCCGCGGCUAAGGUGGGUGAGAUCUUCCGCGAGGCGGGCGUGGCGUUCACCAAGCUCUCGGAGAUGACCAUGCUGCUGCACCCCAUGGGCGACUCUCAGCCGGGUGGCAAGUGGACGGAGGAGGAGGUGGAGAUGCUGCGCGCCUGCGUGCACCGCUUCGCCGUCGACCUCAACAAGAUGAGCCAGCACAUCAAGAACCGCACUGUCUCCCAAAUCCGCACGACCCUCAAGAAGAAGGCUUUCGAGGACGCCGGCAUCCCGGUGCGGCAGGUAACCCCCGGGAACAAUCCGCCGCCGCCCGCACAGGUGACUCUGAACAUGCUGAACGCCCCGGAGAACGAGGUGGACGUGGAAGGCCUCACCAGCGAAGUGAAGCUCGAGUUCGAGGGCAGCAGCGAAGAGGUGGCCACAUGAAACUGGGACGGGUGUUACUAAACCGACCGUUCCCCGAGUGCUCGCUUACAUCGGACUGUGUGUGAAGUGUUUAUACAGCGUUUCAACAAAUGCAACAUCUGACACAAACAAAAACUACCCUUAGAGCUGAUUUUU